CGCGGCGGGACCCGGAGCCUCGGACGCGCGGCGGGCACCCGCGAGCGGACGGCGGCCGCGUAGUGAGCAAUGGCCUGAGCCCCCAUGGCUGCCCCUCAGGACCUGGACAUCGCUGUGUGGCUGGCCACGGUGCACCUGGAGCAGUACGCAGACACGUUCCGACGGCAUGGCCUGGCUACAGCAGGUGCAGCCCGGGGCCUGGGCCAUGAGGAGCUGAAGCAGUUGGGCAUCAGCGCCACAGGGCACCGGAAACGCAUUCUGCGCCUGCUGCAGACAGGCACCGCAGAGGUCUCCCUGGAUCCCAAAUCAGAUAGUGCCAUGGAACCAUCCCCCAGCCCAGCCCCCCAAGCCCAGCCCCCCAAGCCCGUUCCGAAGCCCAGGACAGUGUUUGGUGGACUCAGUGGCCCUGCCACCACUCAGAGACCUGGACUGAGCCCAGCCCUCUGGGGACCGGGAGUGUCCAAGAGCCCAGAGCCCAGCCCAAGGCCCCCUCCUCUCCCUACUUCCUCCUCCUCUGAGCAGUCUUCAGCCCUAAAUACUGUGGAGAUGAUGCCUAAUUCCAUCUACUUUGGCCUGGACUUAAGAGGCAGGGCACAGGCAGCUCAGGACAAGGCUCCAGACAGCUCCCAAACCGCUGCCCCCAUCCCUGCCCUUAGGCCCACAACAGGCACAGUACACAUCAUGGAUCCUGGUUGCCUGUACUAUGGUGUCCAGCCUGUGGGGACUCCAGGGGCCCCCGACAGAAGAGAGGGCAGAGGUGUUUGUCAGGACAGGGCUGAACACAGGCUCAGCAGGCAGGAUCUGGAGGCACGGGAGGACGCUGGCUAUGCCAGCCUUGAGCUGCCUGGAGAUUCCACCCUCUCACCGCCCACCCUGGACACAGAGGAGACCAGUGAUGACCUCAUUUCACCCUAUGCCAGCUUCUCCUGCACAGCAGACCGUCCCAUGCCCCUGCUCAGUGGCUGGCUAGACAAGCUCUCCCCUCAGGGAAACUACGUCUUCCAGAGACGCUUUGUGCAGUUCAACGGGAGGAGUCUGAUGUACUUUGGCAGUGACAAGGACCCCUUCCCUAAGGGUGUGAUCCCAUUGACUGCCAUUGAGAUGACCCGCAGCAGCAAGGACAACAAGUUCCAGGUCAUCACCGGCCAGAGGGUGUUCGUGUUCCGCACAGAGAGCGAGGCUCAGCGGGACACGUGGUGCUCCACGCUGCAGUCCUGCCUGAAGGAACAGCGCCUCCUGGGCCACCCCCGGCCCCCGCAGCCGCCUCGACCUCUCCGCACCGGCAUGCUGGAGCUUCGUGGACACAAGGCCAAGGUGUUUGCUGCCUUGAGCCCUGGAGAGCUAGCACUGUACAAGAGUGAGCAGGCCUUCUCUCUGGGCAUCGGGAUCUGCUUCAUCGAGCUGCAGGGCUGCAGCGUCCGGGAGACCAAGAGUAGAAGCUUUGACCUGCUCACACCCCAUCGCUGCUUCAGCUUCACAGCUGAGUCUGGGGGUGCUCGGCAGAGCUGGGCGGCCGCUCUGCAGGAAGCAGUAACCGAGACACUGUCUGACUACGAGGUGGCCGAGAAGAUCUGGUCUAAUCGGGCCAACCGGCAUUGUGCGGACUGUGGGGCCUCUCGACCAGACUGGGCUGCUGUCAAUUUGGGGGUGGUCAUCUGCAAGCAGUGUGCAGGUCAGCACCGGGCCCUGGGUUCCGGGAUCUCCAAGGUGCAGAGCCUGAAGUUGGACACGAGUGUCUGGAGUAAUGAGAUAGUGCAGUUGUUCAUUGUCCUGGGAAAUAAUCGUGCCAACCGAUUCUGGGCAGGGAGCCUACCCCCAGGUGAGGGACUGCAUCCAGAUGCGACCCCUGGCCCCCGGGGAGAGUUCAUCUCCCGAAAGUACCGGCUGGGCCUCUUCCGGAAGCCCCACCCUCAGUACCCAGAUCAUAGCCAGCUUCUCCAGGCCCUGUGUGCAGCCGUGGCAGGACCCAACCUGCUGAAGAACAUGACCCAGCUCCUCUGUGUUGAGGCCUUCGAGGGCGAGGAUCCCUGGUCCCCCCCAGCCCUCGAUGGCAGCUGCCCCAGCCUCUUGCCCCCAGACCCCUCCCCUGGUGUGUACAAUGAGGUGGUAGUGCCUGCCACUUACAGCGGCUUCCUGUACUGCAGUCCCAUCAGCAACAAAGCUGGACCCUCACCCCCUCGCAGGGGCCGGGAUGCUCCCCCCCGCCUAUGGUGUGUGCUGGGAGCAGCUCUGGAAACGUUUGCAUCAGAAAACAGCCCUGAACCCCUCAGCCUCAUACAGCCCCAGGAUGUUGUAUGUCUGGGCGUGAGCCCUCCGCCCACUGACCCAGGUGACCUUGACAGGUUCCCCUUUUCCUUUGAACUCAUCCUCACUGGGGGGAGGAUCCAGCACUUUGGCACAGAUGGAGCUGACAGUCUGGAGGCCUGGACUAGUGCUGUGGGCAAGUGGUUUUCCCCGCUGAGCUGCCACCAGCUGCUGGGCCCAGGGCUGCUGCGGCUGGGCCGCCUAUGGCUGCGGUCCCCUUCCCAUACAGCCCCAGCCCCUGGUCUCUGGCUGUCAGGGUUCGGCCUCCUUCGUGGUGAUCACCUCUUCCUGUGCUCAGCGCCGGGCCCUGGCCCCCCAGCCCCUGAGGACAUGGUGCAUCUGCGGCGGCUACAGGAGAUCAGUGUGGUUUCUGCAGCUGACACCUCAGACAAGAAAGAGCAUUUGGUCCUGGUGGAGACAGGAAGGACCCUGUAUCUGCAGGGAGAGGGCCGGCUGGACUUUUCGGCAUGGAACGCAGCCAUUGGGGGCGCAGCUGGUGGGGGCGGCACUGGGCUGCAGGAUCAGCAGAUGAGCCGGGGUGACAUCCCCAUCAUCGUGGAUUCUUGCAUCAGUUUUGUUACCCAGCAUGGGUUACGGCUGGAGGGUGUAUACCGGAAAGGGGGCGCUCGUGCCCGCAGCCUGAGACUCCUGGCUGAGUUCCGUCGGGAUGCCCGGUCGGUGAAGCUCCGACCAGGGGAGCACUUUGUGGAGGAUGUCACCGACACACUCAAACGCUUCUUUCGUGAGCUCGAUGACCCUGUGACCUCUGCACGGUUGCUGCCUCGCUGGAGGGAGGCUGCUGAGCUGCCCCAGAAGAAUCAGCGCCUGGAGAAAUAUAAAGACGUGAUUAGCUGCCUGCCGAGGGUCAACCGCCGCACCCUGGCCGCCCUCAUUGGGCAUCUCUAUCGGGUGCAGAAAUGUGCAGCUCUAAACCAGAUGUGUACACGGAACCUGGCUCUGCUGUUUGCGCCCAGCGUGUUCCAGACGGAUGGGCGGGGGGAGCACGAGGUGCGGGUGCUGCAGGAGCUCAUCGAUGGCUACAUCUCUGUAUUUGAUAUUGAUUCUGACCAGGUAGCUCAGAUUGACUUGGAAGUCAGUCUUAUCACCACCUGGAAGGAUGUGCAGCUGUCCCAGGCUGGAGACCUCAUCAUGGAAGUUUAUAUAGAGCAGCAGCUCCCAGACAACUGUGUCACUCUGAAGGUGUCCCCAACCCUGACUGCUGAGGAGCUGACUAACCAGGUACUGGAGAUGCGGGGGACAGCAGCUGGGAUGGACCUGUGGUUGACUUUUGAGAUUCGAGAGCAUGGGGAGCUGGAGCGGCCACUGCAUCCCAAGGAAAAAGUCUUAGAGCAGGCCCUACAAUGGUGCCAGCUCCCAGAGCCCUGCUCAGCCUCCCUGCUCUUGAAAAAAGUCCCCCUGGCCCAGGCCGGCUGCCUCUUCACAGGUAUACGACGUGAGAGCCCAAGGGUGGGGCUGCUGCGGUGUCGUGAAGAGCCACCUCGCUUGCUGGGGAGCCGCUUCCAGGAGAGGUUCUUUCUGCUGCGUGGCCGCUGCCUGCUGCUGCUCAAGGAGAAGAAGAGCUCUAAACCAGAACGGGAGUGGCCUUUGGAAGGUGCCAAAGUCUACCUGGGAAUCCGCAAGAAGUUGAAGCCUCCAACACCGUGGGGCUUCACAUUGAUACUGGAGAAGAUGCACCUCUACUUGUCCUGCACUGACGAGGAUGAGAUGUGGGAUUGGACCACCAGCAUCCUUAAAGCUCAGCACGAUGACCAGCAGCCAGUGGUCUUACGACGCCGCUCCUCCUCUGACCUUGCCCGUCAGAAGUUUGGCACUAUGCCUUUGCUGCCCAUCCAUGGGGAUGACAGUGGAGCCACCCUUCUCUCUGCUAAUCAGACCCUGCGGCGACUACACAACCGGAGGACCCUGUCCAUGUUCUUUCCAAUGAAGUCAUCCCAGGGGUCUGUGGAGGAGCAAGAGGAGCUGGAGGAGCCUGUGUACGAGGAGCCAGUGUAUGAGGAAGUAGGGGCCUUCCCUGAGUUGACCCAGGACACCUCCACCUCCUUCUCUACCACACGGGAGUCGACAGUGAAGCCAGAGAACCCCCUCACCAGCCAGAAGUCCUUGGAUCAACCUUUUCUCUCCAAGUCAAGCACCCUGGGCCAGGAGGAGAGGCCACCUGAGCCUCCUCCAGGCCCCCCUUCAAAGAGCAGUCCCCAGGCACGGGGUUCCCUGGAGGAACAGCUGCUUCAGGAGCUCAACAACCUCAUCCUGAGGAAGGGAGAGAUCACUGCAGGCCUGGGAAGUCCUCCCCAGCCAUCCAGUCCCCAGUCCCCCGGCCCCAUUGGCCUUCCAACACAGACACCUGGUUUCUCCACCCAACCCCCCUGCACUUCCAGUCCACCCUCCAGUCAGCCCCUCACAUGACCCUAGGACCAGCAGACUGAGAGAGUAGGUACCAGAAGACUCAGAAGCUCUUAUCAUGGCACUGCUGGCAGCUUCCUCUGCCCUGGCUGGAAAGACUCCAGAAUCCAGUGUGGUGCUGUGGAAGGAGCACCAGACUGAAGGCUUCAGUGGCUGCAUGUCCCAGGACAGGUCAUGGCAUUUUUCUGUACCAUGAGGUAACUGAAGUAAGGAGAGCAGUGAAUAUCAAACUGUGUUUCUCAGAGCCAUAGCCUCACAUAGUUUCCCUCAACAAGGGCAGCUCCUGCUUUAUAUGUUUGAUAUAUAGGGGUUCUAUGAGACAUUUUGGGUUUUAAAGGAAUGGUUUUUAUCUGCAUUAAAGAAAAAAUGCUUUGGAAACCAGAGGCCUGGAUGAUGUUCAAGUCUAUCCUGCCCGACUUCCUACAUUCUGGAACUACAAAGAAGCCUCGAGUAGGGAGACUGAUUGAGAUUGAGGGGCUGGGAUCGGGGGAGCCAGAAAUAAAUGAGUCAUUGUCAAUAAACCUUGGAACCAAAAGAC
Molecule: messenger RNA, 5263 nt
Organism: Saimiri boliviensis boliviensis (Bolivian squirrel monkey)
Lineage: Eukaryota; Metazoa; Chordata; Mammalia; Primates; Cebidae
Source: RefSeq, a predicted model, not a curated record